This is a messenger RNA of Triplophysa dalaica, 638 nucleotides long. RefSeq names its product prolactin (gene prl). Gene Ontology annotation, biological process: positive regulation of cell population proliferation; response to nutrient levels; positive regulation of receptor signaling pathway via JAK-STAT. NCBI's taxonomy places the organism in Eukaryota, Metazoa, Chordata, Actinopteri, Cypriniformes, Nemacheilidae. The transcript is spliced from 5 exons. The record is from RefSeq and is a predicted model, not a curated record. Gene Ontology annotation, cellular component: extracellular region. Bases 6 to 638 code for a protein of 210 amino acids. Gene Ontology annotation, molecular function: hormone activity.
UCCAAAUGGAACUUCAAGGGUCAAAACUGUACUUUGCAGUGAUUGUUUUGAUGUGUGUCUUCGUCUCCAUCAAUGCUGUUGGUUUAAAUGAUUUACUGGAAAGAGCCUCUCAGCUUUCAGACAAGCUUCACUCCCUCAGCACUUCUCUCACCAAUGACCUGGAUUCUCACUUACCUCCUAUUGGAAGGAUGAUGAUGCCGCGUCCGUCCAUGUGUCACACAUCCUCCCUCCAAAUUCCCAACGAUAAAGAUCAAGCCCUAAGAAUUCCGGAGGACGAGUUGUUGUCUUUGGCUCGCUCUCUACUGCUGGCGUGGUCCGAUCCCCUCGCUCUUCUCUCUUCUGAGGCAUCCAGCCUGGAACACCCAGAACGCAACACUAUUAACACCAAGACCCAAGAGCUGCAGGAUAGCAUCAGAAGUCUGGGAACAGGUUUGGAGCAUCUCGUUCAUAAGAUGGGCUCAUCUUCAGAUGACCUGUCCAAUCUACCUUUUAACACAAACAGUCUCGGUCAGGAUAAGACCUCUCAGCUUGUGAACUUCCAUUUCUUGCUGUCCUGCUUCCGCAGGGACUCGCACAAAAUUGACAGUUUCCUUAAAGUUCUUCGCUGCCGGGCAGCUAAGAGACCUGAGAUGUGCUAA